Messenger RNA from Carcharodon carcharias (great white shark), 3825 nucleotides. It is a transcript of the gene aspa, whose product is annotated as aspartoacylase. The record is from RefSeq and is a predicted model, not a curated record. Bases 162 to 1106 code for a protein of 314 amino acids. The transcript has 6 exons. Gene Ontology annotation, molecular function: hydrolase activity, acting on ester bonds; hydrolase activity, acting on carbon-nitrogen (but not peptide) bonds, in linear amides. Lineage: Eukaryota; Metazoa; Chordata; Chondrichthyes; Lamniformes; Lamnidae.
UGCACUCUAACCGAUUCGUUAUUUCAGCAGAAAUGAAAUGAGGUCGAUCUUUGGCAAGUUAGUUGGCCCUCACUAGAAACGAUCCAAGUUUCACUUCCGUCCAAAGUUUUUUUUUAAAAAAAAGUGUUCGCAUUGCAAGAGUUUUGUUUUUGACAAGAGCCAUGGCUUCCGCCGGGGUUGCCUGUCUGCCUGCAAUCCGCAGGAUCGCUGUGUUCGGUGGCACCCACGGCAAUGAGCUGUCAGGGGUAUUUUUAGUCAGACACUGGCUUAAGGACAGAUCGGAGAUCCAGCGCUCGACUUUGGAGGUGCAGCCCUUCCUGAGCAAUCCGGCCGCUGUGCAGCGAUGCACCCGCUAUGUGGACUGUGAUUUGAACCGAGCCUUCACGGCGGAAAACCUCAGCAUGCCACCAAGUGACUCACUACCUUAUGAAGUUAAAAGAGCCCAGGAGAUAAACCGUUUGUUUGGACCAAAAGACAGCGAGAAUGCCUACGACCUUGCUAUAGACCUUCACAACACUACCUCCAACAUGGGAAACUGUCUGAUUAUGAAAACGUCCAAGGAUGAUUUUACCAUCCAGAUGAUUCAUUAUAUUAAGAAUACCUUGACACAUGAUAAUUGUCAAGUGCUGCUGCUCGAAAGCCCUGCGGUCCAAUAUGGUGCAAUUCGAACUGUCGCAAAACACUCUGUAGGUCUUGAAAUAGGCCCUCAACCUCAAGGGGUGGCCAGGGCAAAUAUUUUAGAAAACAUGCGGAAGCUCGUUAACAGUGCCCUGGAUUUUGCACAUUUCUACAACGAAGGCAAGGAAUUCCCUCCAUGUACCCUUGACGUUUACAGAGCUUUUGAGAAAGUCAAUUUCCCCAGAGAUUCAGAAGGACAGAUUAUUGCUGUCAUUCACCCUCAGCUUCAGGACAACGACUGGAAACAACUGAAGCCAGGUGACCCCUCGUUCCUAACCUUGGAUGGAAAGACCAUCCCUUAUGAUGGAAGCAGUGCUGUGUAUCCGGUGUUUGUGAAUGAAGCCGCUUAUUAUGAAAAAGAGCUGGCCUUUCUGUUAACUCAGAAAGUAACUCUGAAGGCAAGCAGUAUGAAGGUUUCCAAAACUUAGUGUAAAGGAUUCUCCAGGAUAUCUUAACUGCUGUUCAUCAGACCAAAGACUAAUUCCACCAACACUAUGCAUUACAAGAGAAUAAGUGUUGCUGCUUUUAAUUAAUCUUUUUUUUAAAAAAAGGGUAAAUGUUUACUAGUGAAACCAGCCUAUUUUGAACAGGCAGUAUCUCAUUCAAAUUGAUGUUAGCUGUUGGGAGGCAGAGGAUGUAGGGUGAGAUAAGUCUUUCUUUCCCCAAAUCCUGUGAAAAAUGAGCACUUAGCUGCAGCAAGAUGUUCUAUCUAUCCACUCGGCUGAGAAUAUGAAAAAAGAUGCCCUUUGAGCAGUUACUCCUGCCAGUCCUGGGUGCAGACAAAACCAAGAUAAUCAACAUGAGAAUGUGGUGCUGACUAAAAUGAUGGAUUGGAAUUCAUUUUUCCUUUAUUCACCGAGUACUAUGAAAAUGUGAAGUGCAGAUUAAUUUGCAAUUAAUACCAUAGUGUCACUUUAAACUUAAUCUUACAACAGCACAGCGUUCAUUUUGUUCUGGUUUCCAAUGCAGCAGUAUGAUGAGAUAAGCAGUUACAUAUAUGCAAGAUACUUUUUAAAACAUAACACCACUUAAUUAAUGGUUAGAAAUCUUUUGAUAUCACAAAAAACUCAGUCAUUUUGCUGGGAUCCAUCAUGAAGUGAUACUUUCAAAAUCUAAAACAUGCACAAUGGCAUACUAAAGAAUGCACAAUUUUAUAAUGCUAUUCGGAUAGCGCCCAGUAUAAUAUUAAGUGGUAAAACUAAUGGUAAGCCUCAGGGAUAUGUUCUGGUUCCAUUCCUUUUCAUUUGGUGUGCACACCAGAGCUGAAAGCAAACCACCACAUGAAAUGGUAGCAUGUUUAAUUCUUAGACAAGUAACUUAGAAACAAAAGGAUAAGUUUUUUUUAUCACCUAGCCUUCCAAAAUAAAAAGUGGAAAUGAAUAUCAAUGUUUCACUACCCUACAGACAUCUCAGGUAAAUCAACAGGACAAGUAAGGAGCUCUUUAUUGACACUCAUAAUGCAGAGCAGGGCCUUUGUCACCAUAUCCAGAUGAUAAUCGCAUGCGGGAAUUUUCUGUGCAGUAUAACUCAAUUUAGGUCAGCAGCAGAUCAUUGAACGCACAAAAAUAUUGAGGUGGGGUGGGGGGGAUGUUCAAGACCAAGGUGGAAAUGGAAAUGCUUUUUCUGGUUCUUUUAGAGACCUGGAGGUGGGGACAGAAUCUAGUAACCUGAAAACAAAUGGAUAAAUACUUUCAAACAUCUGUGAUAGUGCAAAAGGCCAAAAAUCAUUCUGUGAAACAUAAAAGGCUUACUUGCCCUAAAGAAGGAAAUUGAUGGCACAUGCUUUUGACCUUUGGCAGGGUUCGGCUAUAACUCACACAUGCCAUAUUAUAUUUUGUGUAUCCACAAGAAAUCCUCUGGAGAUUGUUUUACAAGGUGCACUUGAAUUCACUGCUGUGAAUCCUUGUAAGAUCUUCCCCUUGAAGAAGCAUGAAUUGGUGCAACUAUACUGCCCUAUAAUGUUUUGAGGUGAGAAUUGUAUUUGAAAUCUGAUGAAUCUCUUUAAACUUCAUUUGAGGAAUUGCAGAUAAAUGCGCAAUAAUCAACAAACAACAAGUGGAUUACCUGCAUUCCACCCACUGAGUGUAGUGAUAUCAAUGGUUUAAUAAUAUUUGCAAAACAAUUCUUUACUCUUAUUAGAUUCGCACUGCUAAAUGUCCUAGUUUCAUUAGGAGGCAGAAAUAGGCUGUCCUGAAGCAGGGGACUUGUGCAAGGCCUGGUGUCAAUGCUAAGUCUUAUUUAAAAGUUGGUCAGGCUUUUCAUCCUUUGGGAUAGCAGGCUGUGUUACUGUAAUGAGCUGCACUCAGCUGAGCUAAAAGCUAUCAGUUCCUGGGCACUGAGUUGGAAGAUCAAACAAUACUCAAGUUCAAGUUUGCUGUCUGACUAGGGAAGGGAUUCUCAAAUACUGUGGCCAUUUUGCAAUUUAAUUUUGAAUUCAUAAAUUCAAAUUGCAAUGGUGAACUUUAUGCCACUGAACUGAAUGGAGAUUUAAAUGGCUCACCACAUCGGCUGGCAGGGGGAGACACGCCAUGGCAGGGCUGUAAAAUCCUGGCCCAGGUAUUUUCUUCACUUUAUAUCCAACUCGUGGGCAAAUUCUUCAAAAGUAAUAAUGUCAGAAAAUCCCAGACUAAAUGGAUAUUUCGUUAUGAAUAACUGAAGUUUUUGUUUCAACUAAUCUCACACCAAAGGUUAACAUUACACACUUUAUUAAUUGAGAGGACUCAAAUUACUUUAGAUAGUAUCUUUUAAAGGACACAUAAUCCCAGAUAGAACGUUUUUCUAAAUAUUGCGCUAAUUUUACUCUUUUUCAGGCUCAUUGUGACUACCACAAAUGUCUGUAAGUUUAAUAUAUUUAAGUUUUGAGUGUAUCCUUUAAUAUGAGUUUUCCGAAGAUCAGCAGUUGUUAUUGGAGCACCAUGACUAUGCAAAUCCUAGCCAUUCAGGGAACCUUCCUAGGUAAAAAUAGCAGCCGUUUUUUAAAACAGUAUGCCAAUCUCACAGGACACCUACUAGCUACUCUCGGAUUCUGUAGGCAGGAACUUUGUCUCUUAUUUAAUAGUUUCAUCAUUAAAGAUAGAUUUUUUGAACCAUCAUCACAUUUUGGAGUUAAUUUGAAUGAUAUUGAAAUAUAUUUAGAUCAAACUUUCA